AAAAAAAAAGAAAAAAAAAAAAAAUUUUUUUUUUAAACCCUCUCAAAAAUGGCUUAUUACGGAAAAUGCAAAUUUGAAGAUCCUUUGACAGGACGUAGAUGUGGAUGUCAGAGACUUAGUGUUACAGGAAGCAUCCAAGAUAAUUUGUGUAGAUGUUUACAUCAUGAAUGCUAUCAUGAAUUAUCAUUUUAUCCGUAUACAUUUGGAUACGCAGGUCCAUUAAUCUCAUACAACAUAGAUGAAAUGGUUGAUCAAAUACCAUCAAAUAUUUCAAAUAAUUGUGGCAAUAGACAACGAAAGGCUUUCCUUUGCAUCUGUUUACUUUAUGAGAAUUCGAAUUCAAUAUUAAAAAUUCCCAGGAUAAUUAAGGGAUUGAUUAGUGAAGGAUUAGUAAAAUCAACUCACUUCAAUGAUGAUUCAGAUGACGGAAUUAGAAAAGAAAUUGAAGCAUUGUUUCCACGAUUGAGAGGUGGAGAAUGGCAAUUCUUUCGUUGCGUAUCAACAGCACAUUUGGAAGCUGUUACCGCUCCAGAAAAUGGUUGGACAAUUGAUGAAUUGAAAAAGUGAAUAUUAAUAAAUUUAUUUAUUUUCGUUUAUUUA
Rhizophagus irregularis DAOM 181602=DAOM 197198 is the source of this 600-nucleotide messenger RNA. RefSeq lists its product as uncharacterized. The record is from RefSeq and is a predicted model, not a curated record. NCBI's taxonomy places the organism in Eukaryota, Fungi, Glomeromycota, Glomeromycetes, Glomerales, Glomeraceae.